Messenger RNA from Lycium ferocissimum, 1269 nucleotides. RefSeq lists its product as uncharacterized. The record is from RefSeq and is a predicted model, not a curated record. The transcript has a single exon. Bases 1 to 1269 code for a protein of 422 amino acids. NCBI's taxonomy places the organism in Eukaryota, Viridiplantae, Streptophyta, Magnoliopsida, Solanales, Solanaceae.
AUGGCACCCAAGAAAAAGAAAACUAUGGAGCCACCCGCCAUUGUUACUACUCGUAGCUCUACUCGCAGUGGCAAAGCAAAAUUGGAUUCUAAUUCCGAUACUCAACCACCCACCGUUGUUACUACUCGAAGCUCUACUCGCAGUAACAAAGCCAAACUGGAUUCUAUUUCUGAUCCUCAAGUACCACCCAAGUCCAAGAAACCCAAAACUAACACCUCUGAUAAUGGUAACACUUCUUCUUAUUCCAAGAAAAAAGCAAAUAUGGAGCCCACCACCGCCAUUGCUACUAGAAGCUCCAAUCGUAUACUCAACUCUCCUCUUGCUGUCUCUCAAAACAAGUUCAAGAAACCCCAAACACCACCCAAGAAGACGCCAAAUGUGACACGUAGCUCGAUUCGAAUUACUGGUCGUCAGGUUCAAUUACUUACUACUAAGGUAUCGAAAUUAACUAUCUCUGAGGGUAAAACAGCUCCGUCUUCUCCGGCAGAUUUGCCGACUACCGGUGUUCGGACACGUGGCAUGAUUCGCCGUCUUAAAGGCAAAGGUAAAAUGGAUGAUAGUACGUCACCCAAGUCGAAGAAAACUAGAAGAAGUAUUUUUGAGGUGGGAAGUACUUCGACAUCCAUGCAAUCAUCAAAGAAAAGGGUAAAAAUGGAAGACUCUAAAAUCAAGAAUACUCGUCGGGGCAAAGCUAAAAUGGGUUCUGACCCGGAUUCUGAUGACCCGGAACCACCAAAAUCCAAGAAGGCUAAAGGAACAAUGUCCAUCACUUCUAGCUCGACUCGCCGGGGCAAAGGCAAAAUGGGUUCUGACCCGACUUCUGACGCUGACCCGGAACCACCAAAAUCAAAGAAGGCUAAAGGUUCAAUGUCCACUUCUAGGGGCAAAGCUACAAUGGGUUCUGACCCGGUUCUUGCUGCUAACCCGGAACCACAAAAUUCUAAGAGAGCUAAAGGCAAAGGCAAAAUGGGUUCUGACCCGACUUCUGAUGCUGACCCGGAACCGCCAAAAUCCAAGAGGGCUAAAGCCAAAGCCAAAAUGGGUUCUGACCCGACUUCUGACCCGGAACCGCCAAAAACCAAGAAGGCUAAAGGAAAAGCUAAAAUAGGUUCUGACCCGACUCCUCCUGCUGACCCGGAACCACCAAAAUCUAAGAAGGCUAAAAAGGGAAAUUCAUCUGUUUCAGAAACACCUAAGAAAGAGGAAAAUGGGGAGGCUUCUAAAAGAGUUACUCGGAGUUCGACACGUGGCUCUAAAAAUAAUAACUGA